UUUAUACAGUGUUUUGUCAGUGAGAGCUCACUGAUUGUCUUCAUGAUGACCAUCAUCUCUCUGCUCCUGCUGGCCUCUCUGCUGCCACACCUGACCUUCACUGCUCAUGUGGAUGUGGGUAUAGUGAACGGCAGGGAAGCAAAACCCCACUCCAGACCUUACAUGGUUUCUAUUCAGUUGAUGCGUAAACACGACUGCGGUGGAUUCCUCAUUUCUGAUCAGUGGGUCUUGACUGCUGCACAUUGCUGGGACGGAUAUACAAGUCGGACGGUUGUUGUUGGUGCUCAUGACUUAAGUGAUAGUAAGAAUUUGACAUGCAUCAGAGUGAAGAAAUUCAUCCCGCAUCCAGAAUACAGUGCUUCUGGGAAUGACAUCAUGCUUUUGAUGCUAUAUAAAAAAGUCAGACUAAACAACAAUGUUGGACUGAUAUCAUUGCCAAAGGACAAUGUCAAUGUGGAUACUCUCUGUAGUGUUGCGGGCUGGGGAAGUCUGUGGACUAAUGGCACAAUGAGUGAUCGUCUAAUGGAGGCAAACAUGAAUAUACUAAAUCAAGAAGAGUGUCAACGUAAAUGGGGAAACAUCUACUUGGCCUCACAGAUGAUCUGUGCACAUGGCCAUGGUGGAUCCUGCCAUGGAGAUUCAGGAGGUCCUUUGGUUUGUGGAGACACUGCAGUUGGUGUCACAUCUUUUGGAAGUAAUAAACUAUGUAAUUCACCUGAGCAACCUAAUGUGUAUACUAAGAUUUCAGCAUAUCUUCCAUGGAUCCACCAAACCAUUAAAAAUUUUAAGUAACUUCAUGGAAAACAAAAAAGGAAGAAAUGUUUUUUCUUGAAUUCUUCCAGAAACCUUCUUUCAAUAAAUGUAUCGCAUCAA
Molecule: messenger RNA, 873 nt
Organism: Cyprinus carpio (common carp)
Lineage: Eukaryota; Metazoa; Chordata; Actinopteri; Cypriniformes; Cyprinidae
Product: mast cell protease 1A-like
Biological process (GO): proteolysis
Molecular function (GO): serine-type endopeptidase activity
Source: RefSeq, a predicted model, not a curated record